GUUCUCCGCCGCUUACUGGAUCGGGCAUCGUUAGGAUCGUCGUGCUGGACGUCAACGAUCACAGUCCGGAAUUCACGAGGCAGGAAUACAAGGCGACGGUCACCGAGCACUCGGCUUCCGGUACGUGGGUCGCCAAGGUCCACGCCACGGACAAAGACGAGGGCCUCAACGCGAAAAUCAGGUAUAGCUUGGUGAGAGAAAACCUGGAACGGUUUAGCGCGGACCCUGACACGGGAGAAGUGUUCACGCUGGUACCCCUGGAUCGAGAAGAAACGGCGGUGUACCAUCUGACCUUGGUGGCUCAGGACUCCAGCCCUACGGAACCGCGAGCCUCGGUCGUGAAUCUGACCAUCCUCGUGAAGGAUGUGAACGACAACGAUCCCAGGUUCUCCAGUUCCAUAUACACGGCGUAUGUGCCGGGUGCUACCAAACCAGGUGAUUUCGUAUUCGGCGCGAAAGCCGUGGACGACGACGACGGCGAGAACUCUCGGAUCGUCUAUCGUCUCCAGGGAAUGGACGCCGAGAGAUUCGCGAUCGACUCGAACAGCGGCGUGAUAAGAGCGACGCAGGAGUUGGCCAACGACGGGACCACGUACCACCUGCAAAUACAGGCGUCCGAUUGCGGCGCGAUACCCCGAUCCAACACCGCGGACUUGGUGAUACAUCUGAGGGAGAGGCAGCUGUUCCCCAGCUUUUGUCGAACCAUGAACACGACGUUCACGCUGCCCGAGGACGUGACCGAGGGCAGACCCAUCACUACCCUGAACGCUACCACGCCGAAACACGGCGCUGCGAGCAAUCUAGUCUACGGAAUGGCUGGCGGAAACGUCGGGGACGCGCUCAAGAUCGAUCCUCACACCGGAGAGGUAUCAGUCGCGGCCGGCUUCGAUUACGAGACCGCGCCGUACUACGAAGCUUGGAUCGAGGUGCGCGAUUCGGACAUUCCACCUCUGAGAAGCGUCGUUCAGCUCCUCGUCAACGUCACCGACGCCAACGACAACGCGCCCAUCAUGGAAGCCUCCAUCUACAACGCCACGGUUCCCGAGAACGAAGAUCCACCUUUGUUCGUCGCCAAAGUAUACGCCAAGGAUCGCGACUCUGGCGAAAACGGGCAGGUGUCUUACUAUUUGGUGAACGACUUCACGGAGACGUUCAUCAUCGACUCGGACACGGGGAAUAUUAGCACGAAUGCGAUGCUGGAUCGCGAGGAGAUCGCUUCCUACGAGUUGGUAGUGGAGGCUCGCGACCACGGUCAACCACCCCUGACAGGCACGGCUACCGUACUGGUCACCGUCCUGGACAAGAACGACAACCCGCCUCAUUUCACGCGGCUGUUCAGCGUCAACGUGACGGAGAACGCGGAAAUCGGCACGUUCGUCAUCAGGAUAACCACCAGCGACCGUGACAUCGGCCAGAACGCCAACGUCACUUACAGUUUCACCGACAAUCCUGGUAUGAAGUUCUCCAUCGACGCUCUGAGCGGCAACGUAACCGUGGCUGGACACUUGGAUAGGGAGGAGCAGGACGAGUACUUGCUGAAGGUGAAGGCAGAAGGCGGAGCGUGGCAAACAGAAACCGCUUUGACUAUAACCAUCCAAGACCAAAACGAUAACGCGCCUGAAUUCGAAGAGAACUCGUACCACUUCCACUUCCCAGAGCUGCAGCCAGCCGUGGCACACGUUGGCCAAGUGACCGCGAUCGAUCGCGACAAGCAGGGACCGAACUCGGUGAUAUUCUACAGCCUGCUGCAGCCCUCCGACCUGUUCACCGUGGACCCAGCUACGGGCGACGUGUUCAGCAAGAAGACCCUGCGUUACAAGCACACCCAUCGGCCCUCCUCGCCAGAGAAUCUGUACUCCCUGACGGUGGUCGCCACCGACAACGGCAAGCCGCCCAUGUCGUCCAAGACCGUGAUCUACGUAGGUGUCGUGGACGCCAACAACAACCCUCCGAAGUUCGAGCAACGAUCCUACCUCUACCCUGUCCCCGAGAAGUACGGAGUCGGUAAACGCGUGAUACAGCUAGUGGCCAAAGACGAGGCCGACUUUGGCGUAAACGCCGAGAUCAGCUACCACUUGGCGAACGUAAACGGAAGCAAGUACUUCUCCAUCGACGAAACCACGGGAUGGAUCUACGUUCGCAAGAGUCUGGCCAACGUCGCGGUCGGGACGACGUUCCUGCUGACCGCUCGGGCGAUCGACAAGGGCGUGCCACCUCAGAAGGACGAGGUUUCGUUGAGCUUGGUGAUAUCCGGGGAGAACAAACACUCUCCUACCUUCGCCGCGGUUAGCUACCAAGUUCGUGUGCCCGAGAACGAGCCUGUAAACACCACCAUCCUGACAGUCAGCGCCACCGAUGGCGAUCACGGCCCUAACGGAAUGAUCAGGUACAAGAUCUCCGCUGGAAACGAGAGGAACGAAUUCUUCGUUCAUUACAUAACCGGGGCGGUGACCAUACUCGAGCCCCUGGAUUACGACCUGGUGCAGGAGUACAGGCUGAACAUCACCGCCACGGAUCUGGGCUUCGAGCCCAAGCAGGCUGUCGCUACCUUGACUGUGAACGUGUCCGACAUCAACGACAAUCCCCCGACGUUCGACAAGAAAGUCUACGAAGCCUUCUUGCCCGAGAACUCGCCGCCAGAUAGCUUCGUCUACAAGGUGAUCGCUCAGGACAUUGACUCUCCCAAAUACGCCGUGGUGCAGUACAAUAUCCUAGGUGGAACAGGCAAGGAGCACUUCCGUAUUCGCGAGGACACAGGCGAAAUCUACUCCCUGAUCAGCUUCGAUUACGAGGAGGCCAACGAGUACACGCUGGACAUAGUCGCCGCGAAUCCCGACUCGAACCCUCAGAUGGUCGGUUUCACGACGGUCCAGGUGCACAUCACGGGCGUCAACGAGUAUUACCCCAAGUUCAUUCAGCCGGUGUUCCACAUGGACGUGUCGGAGAGCGCCGAAGUGGGCACCUCCGUCGGCCUGGUCCAGGCUACCGACCAGGACGCCGGAGAGGACGGACGAGUUUACUAUCUCUUCGUCGGUUCGUCCAACGAUCGCGGCUUCUCCAUCGGCUCGGAGACAGGAAUAAUUCGCGUGUCGCGCAGGCUGGAUCGCGAAACGCAGAACAGAGUGGUGCUGACGGUGAUGACGAAGAACGGGGGCGGGAUACGCGGCAACGACACCGACGAGGCCCAAGUUAUAGUGUCGAUCCAGGACGGGAACGAUCCACCGGAGUUCUUGCAGAGCGCUUACGACGCCACGAUCUCUGAAGGCGCCGCUCACGGGACUCGCGUGCUCACCGUGAGGGCCGUCGACAAGGACAUCAGACCGCAGAACAACCAGUUCUCUUACUCGAUCAUCGGCGGUAACAUCGGUCAGGCGUUCAAAGUCGAUCCGCAGACAGGUGACAUCGAGACCGCCAAGCAGCUGGACCGCGAAACGAUUCCCGUGUACGAUCUGACGAUCGGCGCCAUCGACACGGGCUCUCCUCCUCAAACUGGCACGGCUGUCGUUCACAUCGAGCUCCUGGACGUGAACGACAACGGCCCCGUCUUCGAUCCACCCGAAGUGAUCGGCUACGUGAACGAAAACGAACCCGCUGGUACUGUUGUGAUGACCCUCAGCGCCACCGAUCCCGAUCUCCCGCCAAACGGAGCACCCUUCUCGUACAGGCUGGUCGGUGCCAGGCAGGGCGACGUCGUCACCCUGGACAAACACACCGGUGUCCUGAGGACCACCAGGAGCUUGGACAGGGAGGCUAUGCCUCAACUGGAUCUCGUGAUCGAAGUAGAGGACUCGGGAGUGCCGCGAAUGAGAAGCGAGCAUACGAUAACCGUGAUCGUUACGGACCAGAACGACAGCCCAUCGUCGCCCAGAUCGGUGCACGUGAUAGUUCAUUCCUUCAACGAGCAGAUCCCACUGGGUAAGAUCGCCGACGUACACCCCAACGAUCCAGACAUCACUGGCAGCUAUUCCUGCAAGAUACUUCAAGGCGCCAACGCGAAAAUUCUAAGCAUUCCCACCGCCUGUGAUCUUCACACGAGGAAAAUAACUCCAGGAAUCGGCUACUCCCUGAGCGUUUCUGGCAACGACGGUCGACACCCUAACGUUGUAUCGAAAGUCACCGUGGAGUUCCUCGUCUUCACCAACACCACCAUCGAGAACAGCGUGACUCUGCAAGUCUCCAAGCUGACCGCGAAAGAUUUUUUAAGCCAAAGCUACCGCGCCCUAUUGGACCUCUUGCAAGAAGUAAUCGACGCGGGGGAUACUCUGAAGAUCUUCAGUCUCGGAGAGAACGCGUCCGACUUGAAUAUUCACCUGGCAGUGGAGUCGCCUCAAGGAUAUCGUAGCAAGUACGAGGUCACCGAAUUACUGAACCGUAAUCGCGACAAAAUUCGAUCGCUCCUGGAUGGAACAACGUUCACGGUCGGUUACUCGCCGUGCAAGCACAUUCCCUGCGAGAACGGUGGCACUUGCAGCGACAAAUUGGUCAUCUACGACGACGCCAGGAUCACAGACAGUCAGGCGUUGAUCCUCACGUCGCCGAGGAUGAUGCACGAGAUGACCUGCAAGUGUCGCGAGGCCUUCACUGGCGAGAGGUGCGAGAGAAGGCAAGACCCUUGCUCUCCGAACCCCUGUCUACUGGGAGGACAAUGUCGUCGAUUGGGGUACGAUUUCCAGUGCACCUGUCCGAUCGAUCGCGAAGGGAAGCUGUGCGAGCUGGAGAGAGGCGAUGCCUGCGCGAGCAAUCCGUGCCGGAACGGUGGCUCGUGCAGAAAGAGCCCCGACAGCUUCAGUUUCUUCUGCCUGUGUCGCGCUGGCUACAGAGGAAACCACUGCGAGGCGGUCACCGAUUCCUGCAGACCGAAUCCUUGCCUGUACGGAGGAUUGUGCGUGGGAGAGAAACCUGGGUACAGAUGCAGCUGCCCCGAAGGUCGGUACGGGAGACACUGCGAGAGAUCGACGUUCGGCUUCGAGGAGUUAUCCUACAUGGCCUUCCCAGCUCUGGACUCGAACACGAACGACAUAACGAUCGUGUUCGCGACAACGAAACCGGACGCACUGUUGCUGUACAACUACGCCCCGCAGGCGGGAGGACGUUCGGACUUCGUGGUGCUAGAGCUGGUGAACGGGAGGGUGGUGUUCUCGUACGGCGGUGCGAGGAGCGCCAUCACGUCGAUCACUAUCAAGACGGAGCUGUCCGUGUCCAACGGGGAAUGGAGGAAAGUGACGGCGACCAGGAACGGAAGGGUCGUGUCUUUGAGCGUUUCCGUGUGCAGGGAACACGGGGACAUUUGCGACGACUGUAGGCCUGGCGAUGGCACCUGCUACGCGGAUGACGUGGGACCAACUGGUACUCUGAAUUUCAACAACAACCCGCUCCUAGUGGGAGGACUCGAGAACGCGGAUCCAGUGCUCGAGAGGCCGGGACAAGUGCACUCGGACGACUUUGUCGGGUGCGUGCAUUCCGUCUCUAUAAACGGCAGAGCCCUGAACUUGUCCAAUCCAUUGGCGUCGCGUGGCGUCAAGUCGACGUGCGCCAGAUCGAACAAGAAUCCCUGUCUAAGGGACGCGAAGGACUCCGUCUCCGUCUGCGGAGCCAACGUCAAGUGCUACGACAAGUGGCACCAAGUCUCCUGCCAGUGCGGUUCCCUGAACGCGCCUAAUUGCGAGGGCGCGCUGGAACCUGUUACCCUGAGCGAUGGCGGUUACGUCGAAUUCAAGAUUUCAGAAAAGCACAGAAGGAUGCAACUGUUGGAAUACUUGUACGGAGGCUCGACGGUGUGGCAGAAGAAUCGAACGACACGAGCCGUCAGCGAGGACACCAACUUCAUAACCACCUCCUCUCUGUUCAAAACAAUGGGGAUAAUAUUCAGAACGGUGAAGCCCGACGGUAUUCUCAUAUACGCGGCGACCAACAAACACUUUACAUCCGUGGAGCUUCGCAACGGGCAACUGUUCUACGCGUCCCUUCUGGGAUCUCCCGUGAACAUGUCCGCGAGCAUCGAAGGAAGCCUAGCGGACGGCCGCUGGCACAACCUGACCCUGCACUCCUACUUCCGAGGGCUGAGGCUGUUCAUCGACGGGAUCCAGACUGGCGAGGAACUCGACUCCGCGGGCGUCCACGAUUUCCUCGACCCGUACCUGUCCGUCUUGUCGAUCGGCGGAGUUAGCCAAGACCUGUACUACACUCACAGCGCUGGCGCUAGGAGUUUCGAGGGUUGUCUGGCUAACUUCACCAUCAACAACGAGAUCCAGCCCUUCAAUGGUUCCGGAUCGAUCUUCAAGGACGUGUUGUACCACGGAAAAGUGAACACCGGGUGUAGAGGACCGAUCGGAAUCAGCGCCGCGGCCACGGCCGAUCCUCUGAGCAUCGGGAUCACUUUGGUCAUAGUUUUCUUCGUGAUCCUAUUGAUAGCGAUUCUAGUUAGCUUCAUCGUGUUCCGUCUGAGACGACAGAACAAGGAGAAGUCCGCGCCGUCGGUGGUCAACAAAAACACCAACGCCAUAAUGACCGGGAACCCGCUGGUGGGGACAGGAAACGACAACCUGAUGUCUCGCCACGAGAACACCUACAUCUCUGACACCUCCGACUUACGCGGAGUGGGGCACAUGGGCCCAGAAUUGAUCUCGAAAAAGUACAAAGAACGGGAGAUCAACUCGACGUCCGAGCAUCGGCCGCAGAGACCCGACAUCAUCGAAAGGGAAGUGACCAAGUCGCCACCCAUCAGGGACGAGCAUCCGCCUCUCCCCCCGCCUGCACAAUCCUCGUUGCACUCCCACGAGCACAAUCCGGAGCCCGACAUGCCCGAGCACUACGAUCUGGAGAACGCGAGCUCCAUCGCUCCCAGCGACAUCGAUAUCGUCUACCACUACAAAGGCUAUCGCGACGGCAUGCGGAAAUACAAAGCCACGCCUCCGCCUAUCAGCAACUACGCCAAUCAUCACAAGCACGCGAGCCAACAGCACAGACACGCUGGACCGUUCCCGCCGCGAGCUCUACCGCCGCCGAAUGUCAGUCAACCGACGGGACCGACCCAGAAGCUGCUCCAGAGCACGCCGUUGGCGAGAUUAUCGCCCAGCAGCGAGCUGUCCGCUCAACAACCGAGAAUACUGACGCUCCACGACAUCAGCGGCAAACCGUUGCAGAGCGCGCUCCUAGCGACCACGUCCUCUUCGGGAGGAGUAGGCAAGGACGCCUUGAACUCCAACAGCGAGAGGAGCUUGAACUCGCCCAUCAUGAGUCAGCUGUCUGGAUCGACGGCCAGUCGGAAGGCGCCCCAAUCGAACAACGAGAACUCGGUGAACAACGUCUCCUCGGGCCCCAUGGGCCUCACUGCAGAGGAGAUCGAGAGACUGAACUCUAGACCGAGGACAUCGAGCCUGGUGUCGACCUUGGACGCCGUGAGCUCGUCCAGCGAAGCCAGAGGACCGCCUACGCACGGUCCUCUGCAUCUUCACAGACGACACACGCCGCCCGUCGAGAGGCUCGAGCGAAGAAACUCGUCGACCACCGACGAAAGUGGCAACGAUAGCUUCACCUGCUCGGAGUACGACAACACCUCCCUGGUGGGAGAUAAACGGUCCGAUAACCCUUUCGCGAAGCAAGACGACGAGGAGGUGAACCAACGGAGCAACGAGUCCUCGCAAACCACGAAACCUCCCCUUCCACCCAACGUCAACUACGACGCGUUCGACAGCUCCUUUCGCGGCUCUCUGAGCACCUUGGUAGCCUCCGACGACGAUCUGUCGACGCACAUGGGAGGACUGUACAGGCCCUCGAACAACGGAUCGCCGUCGACGACCACCACCGCUCUCAGUUGGGACUACCUGCUCAACUGGGGCCUGAACUUCGAUAGCCUGGUCGGUGUGUUCAUCGAUAUCGCUGAACUGCCCGAUAGCGCAAGUCGCGUGCCAAGUACGCUUAGGCUACCAGCCAGCAUACCCAAGCCAUCCGAGGAGUACGUUUGAACGGUGUUUUAGCGUUAGAGAUCAUUCGAAUCGUGGUUCGAGACUUUUUAGGGUGACAGGGUUUCGGGAGACAGAGAACGAAGAGGGAACAGGCAAGUUUGCUAUCUGAAUAAUAGAGAAGGGAGAUAUUGGGAUAUUAAGUUAGAGAAAAUUCAGUGCAGCUGGGUGAUCCGUUCGAGACUCUUUCGUCUAGGUAAACGAAAUCUUUCGGGAGACGGAAACCCCGGAGUAAUUAAUUAGCCCUUGAAAGAAGACGGAGCUACCAAAGGUGCGGGAAAGCUAAACGAUGCGACAGCCUCGAGCGGCCAGUUGAUCACACUCCGACUUGGAUGAUGAACGUCUUCCAACGUCGGUGCAUUAAAAGUGUAUUUAAUCGACCGAAAGAAGACUCGCGAUUCCGUGAGAAACGAUUAAUAGAACUUCGAUUGCCGAUACAGUGACGCGAACCAAUAGACGUUGUUAGACUCGUAAGCGAAUCGUUACGUUCUCCUGUGCGUCCGGGGACCGAGAACGUAACCUGUCUUGCCAUAACGAUAGAACCUUCGAGGACGAUCGGUUUGUCGAAUUCGUUCGCUGCGUCGGAACGAUUGUGCAUUUGUAAAUAAUCCGCGAUUCGUUCGAACGAAACGAGACUCUCGCGAUAGGGAUAAAUCUAAGCGGACUUUUCAUCGAAUCUUAACGAAUUUAUGCCAACAAGUGCUCCCGCGCCGUUCAACCCCCUAUCGCAUGAAUUAUUCAUUCACCUUCCGCGUGAACAAAUCUCUUCGUUAUUUAUGCGUUCGAUCCUCCAAUUAACGCGUUGGCUGGCGAACUAACGAAAAUUACGAACCAGUGGAAAUUUCUACGAAGUUGAAUCGUGUCUCGAGACGUUUGGCUUGGUAUUCAAUUUUUCACCGAUCGAGUUAAUUUAUUUGAUUCGUUAAUGAAAAGCGUUGUAGCUGUACUUUAUUAUAUAAAGAGUACAGGAUGUACAAAUAGCGGUCUAUCCAAAACCCAAUCGUUCGGCUCGUGAAUUGAAUCACCCACCGAACGAGACGUCGAUCGAUAAAACUAUUUUGAAAUCGAAACCAAACGGCUCAAAUACUCUAUUUUCGAUAAAAAUGACACCCAUUUCUGGCUGACGUGGCAACCAACGCGUUAAACGAUGAACGAAAACAAUCGUAUACAUACAAUGCAACGGGGGAGGGGGCUUACUUGUCCGGUAAAUAUUGCACGACUGUAUUGCGAGCAAUUAUAAAUAAUUAUUAAAUACCAACGUCUGUAAAUAAAGUACUUUUAAAGCUCUGUGCCAGAUAAUCUCGAUACAGCCGCGCAAUAACGAACGAACGGACACGAUAUUUAGAAUCGUACCAGCGUUUUCGCGGCAGUCGCGUCGCGACGACUGCAACCGCUCGUUCGACGUUCUCGUAAAGUCAGCGGAGUAUCGUCGAUGGUCGUCGAAAUCGCGACGCGUACCGUCGGCAAAACGCGUUUCCUGUAUCGUAUAGUAUUUCGUCGGGAACGUCGAACGGAGCGCGACCGCCAGACUGAUUUCUUCCGUGACUCGAAGUGCUAUCGUAGACUACCUGUUCACCAUCGAUCGUCUAAAUUUUGUAAAUUACGGGUAAAUCGUUGUGUAAAUAUCGUACGCCUGGUCUGUACAAAGUGCGUGAAUGAGUGUGCGUGUAACACCUAAUCAUCGAUCGUAUUAGCAAUAAACAAAACAUUUGUAAAAAAAAAAAAAAUAAUAAUUACUGUAUUUUGAAUUUCCAUUGCUCCCAUCCACGCUCGAGGCGAUUUUUAACCGACUUCGAAGAGGAGGAGGU
Messenger RNA from Hylaeus anthracinus, 9769 nucleotides. Its product is annotated as cadherin-related tumor suppressor-like. The record is from RefSeq and is a predicted model, not a curated record. NCBI's taxonomy places the organism in Eukaryota, Metazoa, Arthropoda, Insecta, Hymenoptera, Colletidae. Gene Ontology annotation, cellular component: plasma membrane. Gene Ontology annotation, biological process: homophilic cell-cell adhesion. The transcript has 15 exons. The annotation marks the transcript as partial. Gene Ontology annotation, molecular function: calcium ion binding.